ACUGUUUGCUUCAAGAGGAAAAUGUCUUGUUUCCAUAUGAAUUAUAAAAUGUGUAACAUCCUUGUUAUAACACUACUUCUAUUAUUUAAACUGCACAGCAUUUACAUUAUAUUCUGCUACAUGUUACUAAACUGUGACAUGUUUGACUAUUGUUUUGAUCCCAUUGAUGCCUAUUAUCGGCAGGUAGCCUAGUGGUUAGAGCGUUGGACUAGUAACCAAAAGGUUGCUAGAUCGAAUCCCCCAACUGACAAGGUAAAAAUCUGUUGUUCUGCCCCUGAACAAGGCAGUUAACCACCGGUUCCAAGGCCGUCAUUGAAAAUAAGAAUUUCUUCUUAUUAACUGACUUGCUUAGUUAUAUAAAUGUAAAAUAAAUGAUGAUGGUGGUGGUGUGGCAUUGAUCAUUUAACCUUUAAUCCUGCUCCGUAAUCCCUGCUUGCUACAUUCAGUAUAUGGCUGAUACAAGUAAAGUGAGAUUUUAUCAAGUACUACGUAUAUCCUCAGAUUUGCACUCAUUUUAAAUUGCAUCACAUCUGUAGUUUUUGAACUUCUUCUUUUCUUCAGUCAUUUCCUGAACAUAUUUAUCAGAGACGUCAGUAAUGAUAUGAGUUGGCUACUGAGUAGAUACGGGAACAGAACAGUAACAUACAGCAACAUGGGGCAGUACAGUGGCUCUAUGGGUGUAACGUUAUUGUGGAUUCUGCUGUGGAUAUCUAGAUCCGGUCAGGGACUCUCAGCUGAACAAUUGUCAAAGAAGAUAUUUUUCCUUGCCGAGACCAAUAACAGAGUCACUCUCCAAGUUUCCCCUGCAGUUCCGAAAGGGACAGCGCACCGAUGGAUGUGGACCUCACAUGACGGCAGACACUCAAACACUUCAGUAGCCCAAAUCACUUCCUCCAUGAGUAGAAAUCCUUCAUGGAACACACAGGCUCCUUUCUCACAAGAAACAGGAUAUGACCUGUCUAUGCAAACAAAAUAUGAAAAUGCUGGAGAGUUUGUGCUCAUGCAAACCAAACCAGCUUCAGCAGUUCUGGCGAGAUUUGAGGUGUUUAGUUUUGUGGUUAAAGUGACACCAAACUAUAAUGGUAAUAAAGUGUAUCUGGGUUCUGAUGUGAGUGUGCGUUGCGAGGUGUCCCACAUACCAGAUGGGGCCACACUGCAAUGGGAAAGACAUGGAGAUUCCACAUCUAACACCACGCUGUUCUACAACAAAACGGCCCAUAUGAUCAUCCACACUGUCGAUCAGAAUUACCAGGGGAGAUCUAACUGCAGUUUCAGACUGAAUGGAGAAUUGUUGUUUACAGUUUAUACUACACUGAAUGUACAAACAGACACAUUUAGUAAACCAUUGAUACAUCUGUUUCGAGAGAGCAGCAACAGCAGUGAGGUGAAGUUGAUCUGCAGGUCAAGUUCCCCAAGUUCCUCAUACAGGAGAGCCGAAUGGAUCAUGAGCAGAUCAACAACAUCUGUUACUCUGACUUCAUCGGACAAAGUCAGAAGUGACCGAUUCUCAUCUCCCUCAUUCAACAGAUAUGAUUUCCCACUGCAUGUCUCACCGGUGACAUUUGAGGAUAGUGGAGUUUUCACAUGUUUCUUUGAACAACAAAGGUUCAGCUUGGUUAAAAUCACAACCAUUCGAGUAUCUGAAUCUGGAGGGCCCCCUGGUGGCCAGCCCGUGGUGGUGAGGUGUGAGGUGUCGGAGGUGAGCACCGACCCUGUGACCCUGGUCUGGAUGAGGAUGGAGGGGAGCAGGUGGCUGCUGGUUAAACAGGACGUCCUGACAAAGAGUCACCCUAACAGGACGCUCAGUGUGACCCUGCCCAGCCUCCGUAGCGACCAGCUGCACUGGCAGUGUGCUGUGUUCACAGAGGGCAUGCUCAGAGCGACAGCCUCCCUGACCCUCACACUCCCCACACAGACAACAAUGUCUUCAAUGACAGGGAUGGGCACCGAGACAGUGGUCAGAGGGGUGAUUACAAUGGCUGCCACCCUAGGAAUUCUGGGACUUCUCGGGUUCUACUGUCGAAGACCAAACGGCACCCAGACACAGAGACAAAAGGAGGAACCUGCUCAACUGGAGGAGACUAGUGUAUAGCCUUGUUGCUAGCCUAUGGCCUGUGGCUGUGUUGAAAUAUAGCUUUCCCACCCAUGUCUGUACCAACCAGUGACGUCUUUCACACUGAAUUACCACAUGACACACUGUGUUCUGUCAAAAGGUCUGGCAAUAGAAACUUCACUGGUGUUAAAAUAAUGUGUUAACCACCAACAACCUUCCCCUCAAUGACUAAUAUUGAAAACAUGACCAUGUUAUGAUACUGUAAGCAUCUUUCCAAAAGACCUAAAUAAUUCACACUGAGUGUACAAAACAUUAGGAACACCUGCUCUUUCCAUGACAUAGUCUGACCAGGUGAAUCCAGGUGAAAGCUAUGAUCCCUUAUUGAUGUCACUUGUUAAAUCCACUACGAUCAGUGUAGAUAAAGGGGAGGAGACAGGUUAAAGAAGGAUUCUUGAGACGAUUGAGACAUGGAUUGUGUAUGUGUGGCAUUCAGAGGGUGAAUGGUCAAGACAAAAUAGUAAUGUUUUUACACUCAGUGUAUAUUAUUUAGUUCAUCCUAGAAAUGUACAUUUCCAUUCAUCCUCAGUCUGUAAUGUUUGUACACAAUAAAUGGGGAUGUUAAUACUA
Molecule: messenger RNA, 2680 nt
Organism: Oncorhynchus nerka (sockeye salmon)
Lineage: Eukaryota; Metazoa; Chordata; Actinopteri; Salmoniformes; Salmonidae
Exons: 7
Coding region: 602-2092 (496 amino acids)
Source: RefSeq, a predicted model, not a curated record